UUCCCCAAAACAACCAAACCAACAAUCAAACACCGUCAAUUUUACAAAACUUCCUCUUCCAAAAAAAAAAAAUAAUACAAUUCAAACCCCGGUUUGAAUUCCAACAUCACCAUCACAAGUCCACAACACGCUAACAUCACUCGUUUCGUUUCCCACCGCUCUUUUUAUUCCCCCUCUCAUUCCUUCUCCCAAACCCAAACUCAUUUUUUUAUUCAUCUUUUCUCAACCUCCACCAAUUCCCUAACCCUCCUCAAAAAACCAAAACCCAAACCCUCUUAUCUUCUUUCUAAAUUCCACCCUUCACGUCCUAAUCAAAUCCACCUCUUAUUUCUCGCCAUUUUUCUCUCCUUAUUAUAAUUAUUCUCCUCCUCAAUUAUUCUCCAGCUAUCACUUUUCUUUCUCUUGUUAUCAUUAUUAUCAUGACGAACCCCGUAAUUUGGGGUUUUUCUGCUGCGACGAACAUGGUUUUUACUCCUGUGUGGCUAGUGUUUUUCUUAGGGGUUAUCGUUGGUUGGUUAUGGAAACCGAAUUGGGCUAGCACAGGGAAAGACAAAUUGGCUAGUUCAUUGGCCAAGUCUUUUGAUUUUGCUUCACCUUCUGGUUCUCCUGUAUUUUCCCCUUUGAAAUUCUAUUCUUCUUCUUCUUCUUCUACCUCUGUUAAUUCUUCUAUUACAAUGCAAACCCCAAACCCUGAUUCUUUGGGUAUUCAUAAAGAUAUCAAUAAAAAAGCUUCUUCUUCCUCAACACCAUCCAAAUAUGAUAGUUCCUCCAGUACACCGGAUUCUAGUGAAGAUACUUCGAACGGUGUUACGGUUGAUGAUUUACAUCAUUUGUACAAGCUUGUGGAGGAGAAAGAUGGAGGUCUUCCUUGGAUUCAUAUGAUGGAUCGUUCUACGCCAACUUUGAGUUACCAGGCGUGGCGUAGAGAACCAAAGAAUGGUCCUCCACAGUAUCGAAGCAGUACUAUUUUUGAGGAUGCGACUCCUGAGAUAGUGAGGGAUUUAUUCUGGGAUGAUCAGUUUCGACCGAAGUGGGAUGAUAUGCUUAUUAACUCGACAACGUUAGAAGAGUGCCCUACUACUGGAACCAUGAAAGUGCAUUGGGUUCGAAAGUUCCCCUUCUUCUGUAACGACAGAGACUAUGUUAUCGGACGAAGAAUAUGGGAAUGUGGGAGGUCCUACUAUUGUGUUACAAAGGGGGUAGAUUGUUCUUCAAUCCCAAGACAAGACAAACCCAGACGCGUCGAUGUGUAUUACUCUAGCUGGUGCAUUCGAGCAGUUGAAUCAAAGAGAGGUAAUGGUCAAUUGACAGCAUGUGAAGUUUUACUUUUCCAUCAUGAAGAAAUGGGAAUUCCAUGGGAACUUGCAAAGCUUGGAGUAAGAAAAGGCAUGUGGGGAACAGUACAGAAGAUUGAGCCUGGUUUGCGUGCUUAUCAAGAAGCAAAAGCUUCUGGAGCUCCACUAUCUCGUUCCGCUUUCAUGGCCAGUGUCAACACAAAAAUAAGUCCCGAGUACUUGCAAUCCAUCGGAUCCUCAGACGAUUUAUCUCAAAUCGAAAGUGCAACCACUUCUGACAAACCAAAGGGCGUGAACGUACCAAAGAUGCUAGUCAUUGGCGGUGCUGUUGCUCUUGCUUGUAGUCUUGAUAAGGGGUUGUUGACCAAGUAUCUUUUAUUUGGUGUUGCUAGAAAAUUUGCUAAUAUGGGUAAAAGAUAGUAGAACUAAAGGUGGAACCAAUCUCUUGAAGGGAUUUGGGUGUGUUGUAGUCACAAAUUCACGCAUUCAUGCAGUCAGCGUAUCAGUUGUCGUUGGAUCAAGAUCACGCGUACAGAAAGAAAGUAUUAGCUGUCACUGUUGUGCUGAUUGUGUGGGAUUUGUGACUCUAGGCAAUUCAAAUCCCUCUUGAAGCCAUUGUUUUGGAUGAUCCACAAUAUCCGUUUUAGUUUCCUUAUUAUAUCACCUAAGAAUUAGGAGGCACUUUUUUUGGGUAAAUAAUCUAUAAAAAAAUAAAAUCUAGGGGAAAUGAGAAAAUCUAGGCUUGUUGAUUUGGGAGAAAGGCUAGUAGAUAAUUUUUUAAAACUUUUAUUUAUUUCUUAGAUCAUGAGUUGGUGAAGACCACAGAAUUUCUAAACUUUGUAUGGUUGUAUUGUACAAACCUCUUAGCAAUAAAGAAUAAAGAUGAUCUAUUUUUAUCA
This is a messenger RNA of Vicia villosa (hairy vetch), 2194 nucleotides long. RefSeq lists its product as uncharacterized. NCBI's taxonomy places the organism in Eukaryota, Viridiplantae, Streptophyta, Magnoliopsida, Fabales, Fabaceae. Gene Ontology annotation, molecular function: lipid binding. The record is from RefSeq and is a predicted model, not a curated record. The transcript is spliced from 6 exons. Bases 420 to 1715 code for a protein of 431 amino acids.